This is a messenger RNA of Talaromyces marneffei, 1746 nucleotides long. RefSeq lists its product as uncharacterized. Bases 1 to 1746 code for a protein of 581 amino acids. Gene Ontology annotation, biological process: protein deubiquitination. The record is from RefSeq and is a predicted model, not a curated record. Gene Ontology annotation, molecular function: cysteine-type deubiquitinase activity; zinc ion binding. The transcript is spliced from 5 exons. Lineage: Eukaryota; Fungi; Ascomycota; Eurotiomycetes; Eurotiales; Trichocomaceae.
AUGGCCACUUCAAUCACCAGUCUGGCUACUAUGGUGCAGGUUAACAACCUCACAGAAGCUGAAUACGGCUGUGAACAUCUCUCUGUCGUAUUAAAAGAUGACGGUCGUGGCUCAAAAUUUAUCGUUUCCUACAUGAAACAAGCUGCAAUAAGAAUGAGCCGAAACAAUCGCAAACAUGAUGGUACAAAUGGUAUUAAAUCAUCACUCUCGCAGCGCGUGUCCUUGAAGCCAAUGUACAUUUGUGUCGAUUGCUCUGAAAAGCACAGCAAUGGUGAUCGACAAGUGCACAGCGAAAAGACUGACCAUCAAUUUUAUAUCGACUCUCGCACUGGUGCCCUUUUCUGUCAAUCUUGUCGUGAUUUUGUGUACGAUCAUGAACUGGAGAAAAUUCGUACUCGGGCAGCUGGUCUGUGGUCAAAAGACCUGCUUGACCAUAACCAGGAUGGCUCAAGGGUUACCAGCUCGAUAGAGUCCGCAGUGCAGGAUGCCUAUUCACGAGCCAAAAAGGCUAAUAGUAUCGCUCUAUCGCAAGAUAAUCCCUUGUCAAAACCUAGCAGGUACAUUCUCGACGUACUCAGUCAAUUGAGCAAUAAAACGAGAAAACGAAAGGCGAGCAACAUACCAAUAGACGAAAGCAACGGAAACGUGGAGCACAUCUUCACGAAUGGCGUGACUACCACGGAAGUGCCCGAAGCCGAUGAGACAUAUAUCAAAACCAACGCUACCAAACGAACAUGCCAAAGUGAGGGGGUUAGAGGUCUUUUCAACCUAGGACAAACCUGCUACAUGAAUGUGGUCCUGCAGACGCUGUUACACGACCCGUUCAUGAAUGCUUAUUUCUUGGGGAAUGGCCACAAAUACUACGACUGUCAAGUUGAUGGUUGUGUAUUGUGUGCGAUGAGCAGGGCCUUUGCUGAGUUUAACGGAUGUGAUAAGAAAGAUGGCUUUACAGCGGAGACAUUGUUAUACUCGACGUGGAAGAACCAUCCUCCUCUCGCGGGAAAUCACCAACAAGACGCGCAUGAGUUUUAUCAAUUCCUCGCCGGCGGCUUACACGCAGCCUCAUCCGACGAAAACGAUCAGUUGAAAUGCAACUGCUUCUUCUGCAAGGCGCUGUUUGGCAAAUUCCAAAGCACGUUAACUUGUCCAAUCUGCCGGCAUACAAGUCCGACUGAGCAGCCAUUAUUAGAACUCAGUCUGGACGUGCAAUUGCACUCCAAGAAACGACAGAUGAAUGGCAAACUGCACGGGUCGGUGACCCCAACCCUGGCGGGCUGUCUUCAGUCGUGGGUGACGCCUGAAGAAUUGAUCAUGGAGGGAUAUCAAUGCCAAGGCUGUCACAGUUACCCAGACAAGCUCACCAAACAAUUGAGAAUCAAACAAUUACCAGCCAUGCUAUGCAUGCAGAUGAAGCGCUUCGAACAAACCGACUCCGAAACGCGCAAAAUGCAAGGCAAAAUCGACUUUCCCCUCGAAAUCAACAUGCAACCCUACACCGUAGCUUCGGGUUCAAAAAAGGCUCCAGCAACAAAGCGCAACGAUAUGUUCAUGUACGACCUCGCGUCAGCCAUUGUGCAUGAUGGCGCUGGCCUGAAUGAAGGGCAUUACAUUGCAUAUAUACAGCAGGGGGAUCGGUGGUGUUUGUUUAAUGAUGACAAGGUCACGUUAGUUUCGGAGGGGGAUGUGUUGAACGCGGAUGCGUACUUGUUGUUUUAUACGUUGAGGUCGUUGAGUUUUGGGAAGUGA